UGUAAACGUCCCACCUUUCAUAACUUGUGAUGAGUGCUGAUUGGUCACUGUAUCCCCGGCUCUUUUCUGAUUGGCUAGCGCGGUGGAUCACUCGCCCACUGCACGACGCUGCCUCAUUGCCAGUGGAGUUUGAAACCAUGACCAGACUGCUGACAGUUUGUGUGAAGAAUUUUACCUCAGGGGUUUGGAGACAAGCUACACGUGCGCUUAGCAUCAAGGAUGUGUUGUGUCAUAUGCAGGCUCACAGCGCUCGUCUGGUGCUUGAAGAUGGUACAGUGAUGAAAGGUUACUCCUUUGGCCGUGACCAGUCAGCAUCCGGAGAGCUGGUCUUCAACACCGGGCUUGUGGGAUAUCCAGAAGCCCUUACAGACCCCAGUUAUAGAGGUCAGAUUCUUACUCUUACCUACCCCAUUGUGGGCAACUAUGGCGUUCCUAACAUGCAGGAGCUUGACGAACUGGGACUGAGAAAGAACGCAGAGUCGGAUCGCAUUCAGGUAUCAGGGCUACUGGUGCAGGACUACAGUCACGACUAUAGCCAUUGGAACUCGGUGAAGUCCCUGGCACAGUGGCUGCAUGAUGAGAAGGUUCCAGCUUUGUAUGGCGUGGACACCAGGAUGCUGACCAAAAUCAUCCGAGACAAGGGCACAGUUUUGGGGAAGAUUGAGUUUGAAGGGCAGCCAGUUGAAAUUACUGACCCAAAUGAACGAAAUCUAGUGUCAGAAGUCUCCACAAAGGAAGUGCGAGUGUAUGGGAAAGGCAAUCCCAUCAAAGUGGUGGCUGUUGACUGCGGGAUCAAGCACAACAUCAUCAGGCUGCUGGUCAAGCGUGGUGCCGAGGUGCACUUAGUGCCAUGGGAUCACGAGCUCAUGAGCCUCGAGUACGAUGGCCUCUUCAUCUCUAACGGCCCCGGAGACCCUGCUUUGGCUGGAACUCUGAUCCAGAAUGUGCGCAAGGUGCUGGAGAGUGAUCGUCCAGAGCCGGUGUUUGGUAUCUGUAUGGGAAACCAGAUCACGGCGUUGGCUGCUGGUGCUCGGUCGUACAAGCUGCCCAUGGGGAACAGAGGUCAAAACCAGCCAGUGCUGAAUGUGGUGACGGGACAAGCCUUCAUCACGGCUCAGAACCACGGCUAUGGUAUAGACAGCGAGUCUCUACCACUGGGCUGGAGUCCGCUCUUCAUCAACGCCAACGACGGGACCAAUGAGGGCAUCAUGCAUAACACCAAGCCGAUCUUCACAGCGCAGUUUCAUCCAGAAGCGAAAGGGGGUCCCACUGAUACAGAGUUCCUGUUCGAUGCUUUCCUGUCUCUUAUAAAGAAGAAGGACAACAAAGGCAUCAUGUCUGUGAUGCCACAGAAGCCUGCCGUUCCACCAAGAGCCCAGGUGUCCAAAGUGUUGGUGCUCGGCUCUGGUGGUCUGUCCAUCGGCCAGGCCGGUGAGUUUGACUACUCAGGCUCACAAGCUGUGAAAGCCAUGAAGGAGGAGAACCUGAAGACGGUGCUGAUGAAUCCGAACGUCGCCUCGGUUCAGACCAACGAGGUGGGAAGCAAGCAGGCGGACACGGUCUACUUCCUGCCCAUCACACCCGAGUUCGUCACGGAGGUGAUCAAAGCCGAGAGACCUGACGGCAUCCUGCUCUCUAUGGGAGGUCAAACGGCACUCAACUGCGGAGUGGAGCUGUUUCAGAGCAACGUGCUGCAACAGUAUGGUGUGAAGGUUUUGGGCACUCCCGUCGAGUCCAUCAUCGCCACAGAGGACAGACAACUGUUUGCUGACAAGCUGAAGGAGAUCGACGAGAGAAUCGCGCCGAGCGUCGCCGUGAAGACGGUGGCAGACGCUCUGAAGGCGGCUGAGGAAAUCGGAUAUCCGGUGAUGGUGCGUUCGGCGUAUGCCCUCGGCGGCCUGGGCUCCGGCCUCUGCUCUGACCGACACAAACUGGAACAGACUGCACACAAGGCUUUAGCCAUGAGCAGUCAGAUCCUGGUGGAGAAAUCUCUGCUGGGGUGGAAGGAGGUGGAAUAUGAAGUGGUCAGAGACAUCGCUGAUAACUGCGUCACUGUGUGCAACAUGGAGAACUUUGACCCGUUAGGCAUCCACACAGGCGACUCGAUCGUGGUGGCACCGAGCCAGACUCUGUCCAACGAGGAGUACCACAUGCUGCGGAGGACAGCCAUUAAAGUGGUGCGCCACCUCGGCAUCGUGGGAGAGUGCAACAUCCAGUACGCCCUGCAUCCGCACUCUCUGGAGUACCACAUCAUCGAGGUCAAUGCCCGGCUUUCCAGAAGCUCAGCGCUGGCAUCAAAAGCUACGGGGUACCCGCUGGCGUUUGUGGCGGCCAAGCUGGCACUGGGAAUUCCUCUGCCUGAGAUUAAGAACGCAGUGUCUGGGAAGACCACGGCCUGCUUCGAGCCCAGUCUGGACUACAUCGUGACAAAGAUCCCUCGCUGGGACCUGGACCGCUUCCAGGGCAUGUCACAAGAGAUCGGCAGUGCCAUGAAGAGCGUAGGAGAGGUAAUGGCAGUGGGCCGUACCUUUCAGGAGAGUGUCCAGAAGGCGUUGCGAAUGUGCCACCCUUCUGUGGAUGGCUUUGUGCCCCACCUGCCCUUGAAGAGACCCUGGAGCGAGCAGCAGGACCUGCACCAGGAGCUCGCCGUUCCCUCGAGCACUCGUAUUUUCUCCCUGGCUAAGGCCCUACAUGACGGCGUCAGUGUGGACCAGAUUCAUGAGCUCACGGCUAUCGAUAAGUGGUUUCUGCACAAACUGAGGUGCAUCACAGAGGUGGAGCAGAGGCUACGUCAGUACGACAGCUCCACCGUUCCAGCUGAUGUUCUGCUGAAGGCCAAGCAGGAUGGUUUCUCAGACCGGCAGGUUGGUCAUGCCCUCGGGACCACAGAGGCAGAGACACGCUCGCUCAGAUUGAGCCACGACAUCAAGCCCUGGGUCAAACAGAUCGACACGCUCGCUGCAGAAUAUCCUGCUGUCACUAACUACCUGUACUGUACCUACCACGGCCAGGAACAUGAUCUGGACUUCAGAGAUCAGAGUGUGAUGGUUUUAGGCUGUGGCCCUUAUCACAUUGGCAGCAGCGUGGAGUUCGACUGGUGUGCCGUGUCCAGCAUCCGAGCCCUCAGACAGAUGGGCAAGCGCACAGUGGUUGUGAACCACAACCCCGAGACGGUCAGCACCGACUUCGACGAGUGCGACCGCCUCUAUUUCGAGGAGCUGACGCUCGAGCGCAUCCUGGACAUCGAUCAUCAAGAGAAAUGUACAGGCUGCAUCGUCUCAGUAGGAGGGCAGAUCCCCAACAACCUGGCCAUGCCACUGCACCUGAACGGAGUGAAGAUUCUGGGUACAGAGCCACUGCAGAUCCACCGGGCCGAGGAGAGAUCUAUAUUCUCCAGCAUCUUGGAUGAGCUGGGUGUGGCUCAGGCACCAUGGAAAGCCCUGAGCUCACUGGAAGACGCUCUUGCGUUCGCCGGUCAAGUGGGUUACCCUUGCCUCCUGAGGCCCUCUUACGUUUUAAGUGGUUCUGCGAUGAACGUGGCCUACGGCGACGUGGAGAUGAAGCGCUUCUUGGAGGAGGCGACGCAGGUGUCCCAGGAGCAUCCUGUGGUCAUCACCAAGUUCAUCCGUGGAGCCAGAGAGGUCGAGGUGGACGCGGUGGCCAAAUCAGGCAAGGUUCUGGCUCACGCCAUUACAGAGCACGUAGAGGACGCUGGAGUUCACUCAGGAGAUGCAACUCUAAUACUUCCCACUCAGACCAUCAGUCAAGGAGCUCUGGAGAAGGUGAAGAACGCCACGCGGAAAAUAGCAAAGGCGUUCGAGAUUUCAGGGCCGUUUAACACUCAAUUUCUGGUGAAAGGCAAUGAUGUCAUGGUGAUCGAGUGUAACCUGAGGGCCUCUCGUUCCUUCCCGUUUGUGUCCAAAACCAUCGGCGUGGACCUGAUCAAUGUGGCGACCCACGUUAUGGUGGGAGAACCACUAAACGAGUCUGUACUGCCCUCGCUGGAGAACCCCAUCAUUCCUGUAGACUACGUUGGAAUCAAGGCCCCGAUGUUUUCCUGGCCCCGUCUGAGAGACGCUGACCCUGUCCUGCGCUGUGAGAUGGCCUCCACUGGAGAGGUCGCUUGCUUUGGACCAAAUAUCUACUCAGCCUUUUUGAAGGCGAUGCUCUCCACAGGGUUCAAACUGCCUGAGAGAGGAAUCCUCAUCGGUAUCCAGCAUUCAUUUAGACCAGACUUCCUGUCCACUGCUCACCAGCUCAACGAGGAGGGAUUUAAAAUUUAUGCCACAGAAGCUACAUCCGCUUGGCUAAAUGCCAACGAAGUGCCGACAACGCCAGUGUCUUGGCCCAGUGAGGAUGGUAAAGACCACGGCUUACCGACUAUCAGCAGUCUGAUCAGCGAUGGUCAUAUCGACCUGGUGGUAAAUCUUCCCAAUAACAACACCAAGUUCAUCAGAGAGAACUUCCUUAUCCGCAGAAUGGCUGUGGACUACGGUGUCCCCCUCAUCACUAACUUCCAGGUGGUGAAGCUCUUCGCUGAGGCCAAUAAGUACGGCAGCAAAUUAGACGCCACGAGUCUCUUCCACUAUCGCCAGCAGGAGGUGGGGCAUCGGGGGUAGAGGCUCCACUCCUCGAGUCCAUGCUAGGAAACGCACAGAAACCCCCACAGGUCGACAGAGCAGCUCCUAACACCCCAGCAGGGGGUGACCACUUCCGCUGGGCUUCGAGUCUUCCUCUUGCCCACAUCUACCUUAAUGCCACUUUUUUUAUUACCCAUUUCCAGGUACCUCUCCUAUGGAGUGGAUUUGGGGUUUAUUUAAACAUUUAUUACUUUUGCCCUAAAGGAGCUCCCUGACCACCAGAGCCUUGAAUAGGUUGUGGAUUAUUUCCUUAUGAUGUGUUGUGUUUAUAGCGUGUAGCCUGUUUAUUCCAGCUGUAAUAGAGUUUACACCAGUAAACAACAACAAGGAACAUUUCUAUAAGCACUUUUUACUGGCUUUUAUGUCGUGUAUCAGUGAAAAUUCACUGCAUCUGUGCUUCAACCCAUGGGAGAGAAGAAGAGCUGCUCCUCUCUCAAUAAACGUCAGUGUGAUGUUCCACA
Tachysurus fulvidraco (yellow catfish) is the source of this 5101-nucleotide messenger RNA. RefSeq names its product carbamoyl-phosphate synthase 1, mitochondrial (gene cps1). The transcript is spliced from 39 exons. Gene Ontology annotation, molecular function: carbamoyl-phosphate synthase (glutamine-hydrolyzing) activity; ATP binding; metal ion binding. Bases 30 to 4619 code for a protein of 1529 amino acids. Gene Ontology annotation, biological process: L-arginine biosynthetic process; L-glutamine metabolic process; 'de novo' pyrimidine nucleobase biosynthetic process. The record is from RefSeq and is a predicted model, not a curated record. Lineage: Eukaryota; Metazoa; Chordata; Actinopteri; Siluriformes; Bagridae. Gene Ontology annotation, cellular component: carbamoyl-phosphate synthase complex; cytoplasm.